This is a messenger RNA of Cryptotermes secundus, 3890 nucleotides long. RefSeq names its product solute carrier family 35 member F1. Gene Ontology annotation, molecular function: transmembrane transporter activity. Gene Ontology annotation, cellular component: membrane. The record is from RefSeq and is a predicted model, not a curated record. Gene Ontology annotation, biological process: transmembrane transport. The transcript is spliced from 9 exons. NCBI's taxonomy places the organism in Eukaryota, Metazoa, Arthropoda, Insecta, Blattodea, Kalotermitidae. The coding region runs from base 523 to 2010 and encodes 495 amino acids.
GGUAAUUUCUAUGUUAUGAGGUUUACGUGGUUUUUAAUAUCAUCAGGUUAACCAAUGAUUUAGGAACUUCCCUCACAUGGGUAACGAGAGAAUAUUGAGAAGAGAUGUUGUGUAUAUCAGACACUUAGGGUUAUGGUUUGAAACUGUGACUGUGAUUGGCUAAUUGUAAUUUGAUCAUCCAAUGAUAUAUCUGGUACGGAAACGCCACAAGGGAAAACAAAUUUUGUGUUAUGGCGGAAGAAAGAAUGGUGAUCGGUUCUGGAAAUGGCGAGGCGAAUGGUUCCAAUGAAGGAAUAUCUGAGAAAACUGACAGAUGCUUGUCGGAGUUGGGCAGAUGGUAUGUGUUAUGGAGAUGUGUUUGUUAGGAUUGGUUCUUCCUGUGUUUAUGUUACCAAAUGACUCAUACUUAUUUAUGAAGUGGCGUUUCCGCAUGCAAACACAUGCAGCGGAUUUGCAUGGCUAAUAGACAGGACCAGACUCGAGCCAGUUGCGAGUUAAUUGUGAAGCAGUAUUGCGCCACUGAUGGCCUCCUACCCGCGUCCUAGCUCCCUGACGUCCCUAAUGGACAUGCGUUUUGGUCGACGCAUGUCCGCCCCUGGUCCUGCGACAGUUCGACGCACGUCUCCGGUUUCGUCCGUCCCCUGCUCGUCCCGCAGAUUGAGCCUGGCCGAAAUUCCGGCCUCUAGGCCCAGUAGGAAGCUGACAUUAGUGGAGUGCUCUACCACCACCAACGGCCAUUCGGAUUCCAGCGUAGAGAUAGACACGUCCAGUCUGUCAUAUGACCAGCCGCGAGCCAGCGCCUCCUGUGCAGGUUCCUACCAGCCGAUUCCUAGGGACGCAGCCUCAAGACACAGCCCAGGGUUUCUUAACCACAUCACCAUCAACAGGCCUGUAUGGCGGGCGCUGGUGCUCGGACAACUCAUGUCACUCAUACUGUGUGUGAUGGCAGCAUGCAACCACUACCUGUCAACACUGUACCAGGUUGGCUUGCCAACAGGGCAAAGCACCCUGCACUAUGUGCUGCAAUGCCUGCUGUUUACAACGUGGCUGUCGUGUCGUUCGGGGGAUCGAGGUAUCAUUUGUGUGUUGAGGUACAGAGGUUGGCGCUACCUGCUGUUGGCCCUGGUUGAUGUGGAGACCAACUAUCUGUACAUCACUGCUCACCAGUUCACCACACUCACCAGUAUUCAGUUGUUGGAUUGUGUGUCCAUCACUGCCGCUCUCGCUCUCAGUUGCCUUCUACUCAGGGUGCGCUACAAGAUUGUGCACAUUGUAGGGGUCAGCAUUUGUCUGAUGGGUGUGGGCUGCCUGGUUUGGGCUGACAUUGAUGAUGGACGUACACUGACAGGUGGAAAGAACCAGCUUCUGGGGGACAUGCUGUGUCUGGGAGGUGCAGUGCUAUUUGCAGUGGUGUCAGUUGCACAGGAAUUGGUGGUGAAGACACUGGACUGGGUGGAGUACCUGGGCAUAAUGGGACUCCUUGGCAGUAUCCUCAGCAUCAUACAGACGGCCGUGCUAGAGAGAGACACUGUCUUUUUAAUGCCAUGGGGUAACUGGCAAGUGGUAGCACUUCUACUGGGGUUUGGACUUGCCCAGUUUCUGUUCUGCAUAUUGGCACCGGCCAUGCUGCGUGACAGUGGUGCCACUGCACUGCAACUAUCGCUACUUACUGCAGACUUUUACUGGCUCAUGUUUGGCAUUUUCCUGCUGCAAUACAAGUUCCACACGCUGUACAUCCUCUCAUUUGCACUGACGGCAGCAGGAAUCAUGAUCUAUGCAUUGAAGCGAACGCCCAUCUUGUCCCAAUCCCAGCAGCCUGCAACGUACAGAGGCAUGUCAAGAGACCACACCAUUGCACCUGACAUGGAGCUAGCAACUCCAGUGAGUGACCUUGUCUCAUCAUCUAUGUGUCCAUCACAGCAGCUAGGUGGCAGCACUGAUAUAUCGCUCUCUGCUGGGUCCCCAAACAGUCAGAUGUUAAAGAUGAAUGGUGACAUCCUGUUCUACUGAGUGUCUUCACAUGAUUAACUGAUAACACAGUCUGCUCAAUUAUCUUCCGUACCCUCGUUCUGACGUUUCAAGAUGUCAUUUAGGAAUUGUAGUGACAUUCUAGUGUGUGUAUGUGUAUGGAGUGGCAGUACUUGUGUGUGUCAACUGGGAAGUGUGGUACCCCAGUCUGUCACACAUUAUUCUUUCCUAUAGAAUUUGAGAGCCUUUUCAUUGUGUCAGUACUCCAGUUUGGAGUAUAUGGUUCUGUGUCUCACUGGCUUUGACACACUUAAUGAUUAGCACAGAGGAAGAGUGAAGUUAUUCCUGUAAUUAAUUAAACACCACACAAUGAAGAUGUAUGGGAAAGUGGAAGUUUGCUCCACACAUUCUUAACCUCAGGAUUAAGCACCAUUAUGUUAUUUAAAAGUUACUAGAUACUAUUUUCAGCAUACAGUGGAAACCACAAUCGCUGCCCCAGAGAUCUCAUUGAAAACACAGGAUUUUUCUUCUGUAAGGUUGCCUACUGAAGGCAUGACUUGUCAGAAAUGUUUUAGUUAAACUACAGAUGUAAGCUUCACAGCCUGGUUACUUUACCCCACAGUACCUAUUGCAUAGGACGCUGGGUGGGCCCCAGGAGUGGGUGCUGUAGAGAAGAAAGAAAUCUUGCCUCUGUUGGGAAUCAAAUUAUGAGUCCCCAGAGAUUGAGCAAACAGCCUAUUUAAGUACAAAGAAGCAUGAACUAUUUUAUCUUUUAUUUUGUUAACUAUUGUCCAUACUGUGACAUGUUUAAAAUAAUAGAUGUAAGUCUUAAUGAUAUUAUGUGUUACGUCAUAAUGUUUUGUAUGGCGAAUGUUUUCUGAAAACUGAUGGAACUUCAUUUGAGGUUCAUGUUACAUUUCUGACAGUUGGUGACAGACACACAUUGUCUCCGAACUUAUUUUUGAAAAAACUCAAGGUGAUAGACACUAUCCAAAAUAACAGCCAUUUGUAUUGUAAUCAACUCAAUAUGUAUUUAUUGCGCCAUGAGUUCUCUAUUUGUCACAGUGUUUACAGGAACAGAAUUGUUUUGUGAUUUCCUAAAAUACAUGUUUUGGUACCUAGACUACAGAGACUGCCAGUUCAUAUAAAUGUAUAAAUAUAUGUUUUUAUAUAUUAUAUAAAUCUUCAGCUGGUAGAAAAAUGUUUCAGAUAAAGUUAUGAGUCAUUAAUGAAGUGAACAGAUUAGGGUCAUUCUUAUUCGGUUUUCACUUCUGGAGUUCCAUGUGUGAUGUCAGCUUUCUGCAAUAUUCUGUGUAACAUGUUAGAGAUAUUACAUUUCAGCAAACAUUGCAGUUGCCAUCUUUAGGGGCAGUCUUUUUAUUAAUCCCAUCACUGAAAUGUUUUUCAUGAUCUUUUGGGGACCAUCUGGUUGCCGUAACAUCGUUGAUCACCUCAUUUCAUUAACUACAGGACUGAUCCCCAUUGGGUGGUGCCAUGUUCUUCUGUUUUAUCCGAUCACAGCUUCACAUCCCACUCACCACCCACUUGUAUAAGGGCUUCCAAACCUUCCCAGAGGUGGCAACUGCCCUCCUUGCUGAAACAAUGGAAAGACUUCAACAUUUAUGCAGCGUAUUCCAGAAAGCCAAAAUCAUAAAUUUAAGGUUGUGUAGUUUCUUGUUUUCCAAAUAAUGACCAUCAAAUAGCAAAGUCGGUUCUAUGGAUGCGUGUUUAUGAACUGUGCCUGUUUGUGAUGUGUUCAGACAUGAUAUCAGAAUUAUAUGUUGAAAAGAUAGUCUGCUCCCAUUAUGUGUCAUGAUAAUGCUGUUUGUUGAGCUUCACAUGACUUAUUGCUGCAGUUAAUACCACAGUAUCUUGAGCAAUUGAUAGUUGCUCAGCUGUCCAAGAAACUCCCUGGUAUGGAA